Monodelphis domestica (gray short-tailed opossum) is the source of this 930-nucleotide messenger RNA. RefSeq names its product olfactory receptor 2W3-like. Gene Ontology annotation, molecular function: olfactory receptor activity; G protein-coupled receptor activity. Gene Ontology annotation, cellular component: membrane. NCBI's taxonomy places the organism in Eukaryota, Metazoa, Chordata, Mammalia, Didelphimorphia, Didelphidae. The record is from RefSeq and is a predicted model, not a curated record. Gene Ontology annotation, biological process: G protein-coupled receptor signaling pathway.
AUGCAAGGCAAUGAAAGCUCCCUACAGGGAUUUAUCUUGCUGGGUUUCUCAGAUCGACCUAGACUAGAGCUGGUUCUCUUUGUGAUGGUCUUGAUCUUCUACCUCAUGACUUUAGUGGGCAAUGCCAUCAUCAUACUGGUGUCCCGCCUGGACCCUCAUCUGCAGACACCAAUGUACUUCUUCCUUACCAACCUCUCCUUCCUAGACAUCUGUUUCACCACAAGUUCCAUUCCCCAGCUGCUCUUUAACCUUGGUGGAUCAGACAAAAGCAUCAGCUACACGGGCUGUGCAAUCCAGCUUUUCAUGUUUCUUGCAUUAGGGGGCACUGAAUGUAUACUUUUGGCUGUUAUGGCCUACGACCGCUUUACUGCCAUCUGCAAACCCCUACACUACACAGUCAUUAUGCAUCCUCAGCUUUGUUUGCAGCUAGUGGCCGUUGCCUGGCUAAGUGGCAUUGCCAACUCCUUGGCCAUGUCCCCUGUGACUCUGACGCUGCCCCGAUGUGGUCGGCACCAGGUAGACCACUUCCUUUGUGAGAUGCCAGCCAUGAUCAAAAUGGCAUGUGUAGAUACCACACUCAUUGAAAGUACAGUGUUUGUCCUGGCCAGCUGCUUUACACUUCUACCUUUGUCUCUAAUUUUGGUCUCUUAUGGGUACAUAACACGAACUGUUCUUAGGAUCAAGUCAGCGGCUGGACGCAGGAAAGCUUUCAACACCUGUGGAUCCCACAUCACUGUAGUAUCCCUCUUUUAUGGGAACAUCAUCUACAUGUACAUGCAACCAGGGAACAAUUCAUCCCAGGACCAAGGCAAGUUCCUCACUCUCUUCUACAAUUUGUUAACCCCUAGUCUCAACCCCCUAAUCUAUACACUGAGGAACAAGGAGGUAAAGGGGGCACUCAGAAGACUAGUGAAGAAAGAGAGAGGCUAA